Messenger RNA from Lontra canadensis (Northern American river otter), 2485 nucleotides. It is a transcript of the gene BAAT, whose product is annotated as bile acid-CoA:amino acid N-acyltransferase. Gene Ontology annotation, molecular function: fatty acyl-CoA hydrolase activity. Gene Ontology annotation, biological process: acyl-CoA metabolic process; fatty acid metabolic process. The transcript is spliced from 5 exons. The record is from RefSeq and is a predicted model, not a curated record. Bases 192 to 1490 code for a protein of 432 amino acids. Gene Ontology annotation, cellular component: peroxisome. Lineage: Eukaryota; Metazoa; Chordata; Mammalia; Carnivora; Mustelidae.
AAAUAGAGGAGCAUGGUGUUCCGGCCAAGUCUUUUAGCACUAUACAAGUCACUGGGACUUAACUUGGACUGCAAGGAAAAGCAGAGUGCUCUGAAUUCUGUGCGUGUAUCUCUGCCACCUGGAGGAAAUAGGACUGAAAAGAGAAAUUACACUGAAGCUAGGAUAAUAGGAAAACAUUGCAUUCUGUGCACAUGACAGGGAAUACCACUCUGUCCCUUUGCAACUUGCCAAUGUUCCAGCUGACAGCCACCCCAGCAAGUGCCCUUGCAGAUGAGCCGGUGCAUAUCCGAGUGACUGGCCUGCCCCCGUUGCAGCUGGUGACCCUAACAGCAUCUCUGAAGGAUGAGAAGGGGAACGUGUUCCAGUCCAAAGCCUUCUACAAGGCGAAUGAGGUUGGUGAGCUGGACCUAAUGGAGGCUCCUGCAUUUGGAGGUGACUACGUGGGGGUCCACCCGAUGGGCCUCUUCUGGUCUCUGAAGUGUAAGAAGGCUUUCAGGAGGCUGUUGAAGCAAGAUGUGAUGAACAGCCCCUUUUUGGUCACUCUGAACCUCUAUGACACAGUUAGUUUCCAGGGUUUCAGCAGAGAAGAGCCCAUGGCCAGCCAGGUGGUCCAGCGCUGGUUUUCGGCCCCUGGGGUACAGCGGGUGCAGGUCCGAGAAGGUCGGGUGCGGGGAGCUCUUUUUCUGCCUCCAGGGGAAGGGCCUUUCCCAGGAGUCAUUGAUUUGUUUGGGGGCCGAGGGGGUCUGGUUGAAUUUCGGGCCAGUCUUUUGGCUGCGCACGGCUUUGCCGUGUUGGCAUUAGCGUAUUUUGCCUACGAAGAUCUGCCUGAGUUACUGCAGGAGAUCAACCUGGAAUACUUUGAGGAAGCUGCUAACUUGCUACUAGCUCAUCCCAAGGUCCAAACGCCAGGAAUUGGAGUGAUCUCCGUGAGCAAAGGUGCAGAGAUCGGGCUGGCCAUGGCCUGCUUCCUGAAGCAGGUGGUAGCCACCGUCUGCAUCAAUGGGACCACUGCCAUCUACGAAUUUCCACUCAGGUACAAAGAUCUGGUGAUAGCACCCAUCCCCAUGUUUAUGGAGCGCUUGCAGUUUGACAUCUCCGGGGCCGUACGCCUCCUCCACUUCAGAGGGGACCCCCGGGAUAAGGUGAAUCAGCGGAGCGUGCUUCCUGUCGAAAAGGCCCAGGGUUCGAUCCUCUUCAUUGUUGGAGAGAACGACGAAUGCUUGAAGAGCAGGGAGUAUGCUGAGCAGGCUCUGCACCAGCUGCAGAACCACGGGAGAAACAAUGGAAGGAUGCUGGUGUACCCGGGGGCGGGCCAUCUCAUCGAGCCACCCUACGCACCCUUGUGUUACGCUUCCCCAAACAUGAAACUUUCUUCGCCCCUGCUCUGGGGAGGGGACCCCACUGCCCAUGCCGCAGCUCAGGAGCACUCCUGGGGAGAGAUCCUGAAAUUCUUCAGGCAACACCUUAUUCAAGCCAGAAGCAAACUCUGAGCCAGGGCUCAGGGUGACGAUGAAGUGGGGAGACAAAAAAAUAAGACUAAGGCAGGGAUAGGAUGGGAAGAGGAGGUUCUCCUGACUGCUCUAGGUUCACAGUUAUCCUGAAUCAGUUGUUACAAAGUAGGGCAAAAAUCAAGGGCUAAUGGCACAAGAUCAAUAUUUGACAAAUUUGUAUGGAAUUUGAACUUUUUGUAAACUGAAUCUUAGUUUCUAUGCACCAGGGUACAUUGCCGUCUCAAAACUGUGAUGCCCUAGCAAACUGAAUUAUCUUUUGCUUCCCAGGUAGGGCUACCUUGGACCCAGGGAUUGCCCAUCUAGAUUAAUUCCCUGGAACUUCCAAGUUACUUGUGGAAAAACAAGUCACUUCUGUUUAAAAUUGAGUUUCUGACAUUUGAUACGAAAAGUUCUAAUGUCACCAUCACAUGUAAUGCUCGUUAUUGAUUUCCAAUAGAUACUUUAUUUUUUUUCUCAGAAUAGUGAUGUUUCUUUUUAUCCAUAAAAUAUAUUCCUUUUUCCAACUUUAAUCAGGAACGGGAUUGAAUUUAAUCACGUGCUUUUAUAGCAUUUAUUGAAAUUAGUUAUUGAAGUUAGUUAAUAUACUUAAAGCAAUUAGAUUAGCCCAGGUAUGUAACAAUUAGUGUAUCAGAAUUGACUAUAAUUAUUUUCAUAAUGCUUUCUUCCUUCAAUCUGUUAAUGUGGUGAAUUACAUUCAUUGAUGGACUCAUGUUGCUUUUGUGUCUGAUUUUACUAGAUGAUUUUUCUCAUAUUGACUAAUAUGGGUUUUAAAAUUUCUUUUGGGGCCAACCUGGUCAUUCCUAUUUUCUCAGAAUUUCACCCAUAUUUUCUAGAACACAUUUUUCACUUAUAAUUUUGCACAUAUCCCCUAUUAUUUGCAUUCUUUCUCUUUUUUCCUCUCAACCUGAUUUACCAAAUAUUUUUCUAUUUUGUGGAUCUUUUCCAAGAACAAUUUUUGGUUUGUUUCUUGGUCA